AUGAAGCUUCUGCUCACCAUCGUCAUCGCGCUGGCGGCAAGAAGGUCGUACUCGUCGAGCAUUCCAGACGUCUCGAAAAUCAGCGGCGUCGAUUUGGUCGAGUACGUCAAUCGAAUCCAAGACGAUUUCGUCGUCGGCCUCGUCAACGCCACCAUCGACGAGAUGCGAACGAAGGUGAUGUUGAGUCGGUACGCCGACGCGCAUUCCGACGAGACGCUCGCCGGCGCCGUCGACGACGUCGCCGACGCGAUUCCCGACGCGUUCGACGCUCGUGAACACUUGCCGAAUUGCGCGUCGAUUCGCCUCAUACGCGAUCAGACGAAUUGCGGCGCGUGUUGGGCGUUCGCCGCCGCCGAGGUGAUGUCGGAUCGCGUUUGUAUUGCGACGCGCGGCGCGCGACAACCGAUUUUGUCGGCCGAGGACGCGCUCGCGUGCUGCGGACAAUCGUGCGGUUUGGGCUGCUCGGGCGGUUAUCUCAUCAAAGCGUUGGAGUUCUUCAAUCGACGCGGCGUCGUCACCGGCGGCGACUAUCUGGGAGGCGGCUGCAAGCCGUACACUGUGCCGCCGUGCGAUCACGCUCACUGCAAGCCGGCCGAGACUCCGCAGUGCCACGAGACGUGCCAAUCGGGAUACUCGAAGUCCUUCUCCGACGACAAGCACUUUGGAAAAUCGGCCUACGCUGUCGCCAAGACCGUCGCCGCCAUUCAGACGGAGAUCAUGACCAAUGGACCGGUUAGCGCGGCGAUCACCGUCCAUGAGGACUUUUACAAGUAUAAAAGCGGAGUAUACCAUCAUGUCGCUGGCCCCGACCUUGGUGGCCACGCCAUCAAAAUCAUUGGAUGGGGAAGCGAGAAUGGCAAUGAUUAUUGGCUCGCCGCCAACUCGUGGGGAUCCGGUUGGGGAGAGGACGGCUUCUUUCGAUUCCGACGCGGCGUGGACGAAUGUGGCAUCGAGAGCGGCGUUGUUGCCGGUCUCGUCUAG
Messenger RNA from Caenorhabditis bovis, 981 nucleotides. Lineage: Eukaryota; Metazoa; Nematoda; Chromadorea; Rhabditida; Rhabditidae. The record is from the annotation of a GenBank genome assembly.